AUGUUGUUAAUUGUUCAAUGUUUUUACAAUGUGAUUGUUUUAAUUGAUAAUAUGAAAGCUAAGCAACCAGUGACUGAAUGCCUAUACGAAUCGAAUCUCAAUAUUCCAAUCACCAACAAUGAAUCAUUCGGACGAUUGACUGGUGAUAAAUUUUAUUAUAAGACUUUUGGUAUUAUUUUCUUACAACUACUCAUCAUUUGGAUUAUGAAUUGUAUUAUACUGUUCAUUAGUCCACUGAGCAGUUGGUUGCAAACGCAUGAUUGGUUUAUUUGGAUGUUUUUUUUUUCUGGACUGUUUAUUGAUUUGGAAAUGAUGUUAAUACCACAAGUACAAUUUAUCACUCCAUUCAACUACAUUCUAAUGGCAAUUAAUUCAAUGAUCAUUUCAUUUCCAGCGUCAAGGUCAUUCUGUGGAUUGGAAACAUUCUCAUUGACAACAUUCGCAUGGAUGUUAAUUAGUUGGACUGUGACAUUAGCGUUAACUUUGAUGAUUUUAAUGUUUGGCAAAUUAAUACGAUUCAAUAUAACAAUAUCGUUGAGAAUAUUUUUUACUAGUGUAACCAGUUUACAAGUAUUGGUUUCUAUGAUAAUUCUUCUAUUAAAAAGUUAUAUUCAAAUUGAUAUGCAGUUCAUUAUUUCUGGAUCAGGCAUGUUAUUAACAAUAUUAUAUGAAUUGUUAAUAGCAACUCAAGCAAUUUUUCCCGGUGAUAAACGAUUCACUUUUCAAGAUAAUCAACAUUUUCUAUGUGGAUUAAUUCUGGGGACAAUAAUGAUUUCAAUAAAUAUGAUUAUUUCAAGUGAAAUCACAUUUGUAUUUAGUUUUUUAAAGCAUAAAAACUCAACAAAUUUGAAUAAAACAGACAUACAUGUGAAUGAUAUUUAUAUUAGUGUAUUGAUUGAUUGA
Messenger RNA from Schistosoma turkestanicum, 903 nucleotides. NCBI's taxonomy places the organism in Eukaryota, Metazoa, Platyhelminthes, Trematoda, Strigeidida, Schistosomatidae. The record is from the annotation of a GenBank genome assembly.